GUCCGGGAGGGAAAAGCGGGGCAACGAGACGUUGAAGGAAGCGCAGCCGCUGUGUCUCGCGCACGCAGCAGUCACGUAGAGCAGCCCACGUGACUGCGGCCACAUAUCUGCUCUUCUGCGGGACGAAUAGCGCCUGUUCGUGUUUCAGCCUUAACGCGCCGUAAGCUUUCUAACGUGUCCUUCAGCGACACGUCCUGGUCGUUUUUGUUCCAGUGGAAGAGACUCUUCAUGGUCAGCACUGAUGGAAAGAACCUCCGAGCUGGCUCAGUGACGAGAAGGAAAGAGCCGUCGACACACACACACACACACACACACACACACACACACACACAGAAGAUGGAGGAAGUGGAAACACACACAGAGAGGCGGCACUUUGAUUGAGUAAUCUUUCGUUUGGGAGCAUCUGGAGUGUCUUUCUUUGCUGGCGAUCCCCAGUUCUUUUGACCCCCCCCCCCCCCCCCCCCCCCCCACCCUCCUGUUGACAGGUUUUAAACAGCCACAGGUCUCCUUUACCUUUCGACCAAACCACCCCCCCCUCCCCUCCCCACCGCUCACAGACACUCACAAGCUCCUCUCUUCCAAGCGGCUGAGAGGUUGCUAUGGCAAUGGUUGUCGUGAUGCUGACGUAGCAUCCCGAAGGCAGUAGUUGUGGAGGUAGUGGUGGAGCUGGAGGAGGAGGAGGAGGUGGCGGCGGCGGCAGCGGUGGCGGAGGUGGUGGUGGUGAUUGUCGAGGGAUGGGAAGCGCUCCGUAUCCAGCUGGCGAGUGGAAGGGUAAGGCCCGGGGGGGCCUGCAAGAGCUGGCCUGCAUGCGCUGGAAGAUCAACAAGCAGAAAGGAGGAGGAGGAGGGGAGUUGGUGGUGGGAGCGGAGGAGAGGAGGUGCAGGGAUCCCACGUAUUCUCAGCAGCAGCAGGAUCUCUCAUCCUCCUCUUCUUCCCGCCCCGCGCCGCUGCCUCCUCAGCCCUCUUUGGCACCUCCAGCCAUCUACCACGAGAAGCAGCGGAGGGAGCUGUGCGCCCUACACGCGCUCAACAACGUCUUCCAGGACGGGGCGGCCUUCAGCAGGGACGCCUUGCAGGAGAUAUACCAGAGGCUUUCUCCCGGCACUCUGGUGACGCCUCACAAGAAGAGCAUGUUGGGAAACGGGAACUACGACGUGAACGUCAUAAUGGCAGCCCUGCAGACUCGAGGGUUUGAGGCGGUCUGGUGGGAUAAAAGAAGGGAUGUGAGCAGCAUCGAGUUGUCCCACGUGACGGGCUUCAUCCUCAACGUGCCGUCCAACCUGCGCUGGGGGCCCCUCCGGCUGCCGCUCAAGCGCCAGCACUGGAUCGGGGUCCGAGAGGUGGGGGCAGUCUACUACAACCUGGACUCCAAGCUGCGCGGCCCUCAGUCCAUCGGGAGCCCGGAGGAGCUCAGGAAGUUCCUACGCCAGCAGCUGCGAGGGAAGAACUGUGAGCUCCUAUUGGUCGUCUCGGAGCAGGUGGAGGCGCAGCAGGCGUGGCGCUCUGACGCCUGAGGGUCGCAGCGGAAACGCUUCGGGAGAGGAAGUAAAGUUGGAUGCACAGAGGCAGAUCCAUUUUGUCCCACUUUUUUUUGGGGGGGGGGGGGGGUUUGUUUACACAGCCGUUGCUGGACUCUGAGGAUGCAGCGAUGAAGGAAGCAAACACUUUAAUCACAGCGCAGUUAAGACUCGUAAGACGUUACAAUCAUGUUUCUGCUAUUAUCUUUUAUAUCUAUGUGUAUUGACUGUUGUCCGUUUUUUUUUUUUUUUUUUUUCAUCUUCUUUGUACCGCUCAAAGUUUCCAAAGCCAUGGGUGUCUGUCAGUUACCCCCCCCCCCUCCCCCCCGCCCCCCCUUUCACCACAGCGUGCCCUUUUAAUUGCCCCGGUGUGAUUCCAUCUCACUCCUCCCCUCCUUUCACAUCACAGGUCAAAAUCAGUGAUGCAUCACAUUGCCGACGUGGUAUUUCAUCCACUAACCAAACACGCACACACACACACACACACGUGCACACACAACAGUUUUAUAUGCAACAGAGCAAUGCAACGCCCUGGUCAAGCACUCCAUCUAGUGGCUGCUAGCCCUCGUCUCCUCUCAAGGAAAGAGUUCAGCAUCCUUCACGCUUUCUUUGUGAUUGUUCAAAUGAUGACUUGGUAGGAAUGAAGAGUGACGUUGAGGAAGUAAUGCAGUAAGUCAGGCUGAUAAGAAUACCUGUUGUCUUAGUCAUUGAUGAAAUCAAACUUACUAAAUGGCAGAAAAUGGACGUACUUGGUUUUACAAAGUGAUUGUCCAGGAUGACGUAACCUGAAGCUACAGGAUUGUUGCAGAGCUUUUUGAGCUGGCUCGGUUGCCGUGGAAAUGUAGAUGUUCAAGCUUCCUUCCCACGUUAAACUAAAUUUUGAAUCUUAACACAAAGAAGUCAGACAAAAUUCUCAUUUGUGAUAUUAAAUUAAACGUAUUUGGCUUUUGAAACGUGACGUUUAUUCAUCACAAUUGUCUGACAUUUUAUUGACAGAUUAAUUGUGACAUUAAUCCAUAAUGACUGCGAUUAAGUUAAAAAAAAAAAAAAAAAAAGCAUUUAAAAUGACCUUUGAGUUUAGCUUGUCAAUUGCCAUCUGAAUAGUCUCUAUGUGUGGAUGUUAAAAAGUAUCAUCAAUGUAGAGAAAGAUUGUUUUACAUAGAUGGAAGGUAACAAAACGAGGACGCAGCACAGGGGGAGAGGAUCAGUGUUCACUGUUAUUUUACCCACUGGUCCAGGGGGGGGGGCACAGCGGGGCCUCUGAGAGGCCGAGGAGACGUUCUGGACCUUGGGCCUGACGGGGGGAGGUUGUCGGGUGGAGAGGAGGGAGAGCGGUGUGUAGAGGAUAAGAGGAGGAGCCUUAUGAGAGAUUCUACUGUUUGUAGCUUCAGCUAAAGAGAAACUGUUAAUACUGUACGUAUUGUCUCUUCAAGACAACAUUGGCCUUAACUUGUUUACAUAAAAAAAAAAAAAAAAAUGGUUCCUCUGAAAGAUCAAGAGGUGCUGUGCAGUUUAAUGCCAUUUCAAGAGAUUUAUUCCAAAUCACCAAGUUAUGUAGAACAGAAAGAGAUGAAGUUCCUCAAGUAUAAUGUGUUCACUUUUCCAUCUAAAGGGCUUUACGUUAUGUUACAAUUAUGUGUUUGAAAUAGUAUGGUUUUAUAAAGAUAUGUUUUCUUAAGGCGCAUGUCUUAUUUAUAAGUGACGCACUUUGAUUCCCACCCAGAAUGUGCAGACCUUUCGUGACGUGUCGUAUCCGAGGAACCCGCAAUGGAAAACAUCAGGGAGGCUGUUGUUGAUUUACUGAGAUUUCUGGAGCGCCUCACAUCAUGACGAGUGUCGCACAAUCACUUUCGAUGUGUGCUUUUUCUGCCACGACAAUCCAUCCAGAAGACGUCCUGAUUGUCACUGUAUUUCUUUUUGUUGCAUAGAAAUAAAAGGCUUUCAUUGGCACUUU
Messenger RNA from Pungitius pungitius (ninespine stickleback), 3471 nucleotides. It is a transcript of the gene josd1, whose product is annotated as Josephin domain containing 1. The record is from RefSeq and is a predicted model, not a curated record. Gene Ontology annotation, molecular function: cysteine-type deubiquitinase activity. Gene Ontology annotation, biological process: protein deubiquitination. NCBI's taxonomy places the organism in Eukaryota, Metazoa, Chordata, Actinopteri, Perciformes, Gasterosteidae. The transcript is spliced from 5 exons. Bases 735 to 1514 code for a protein of 259 amino acids.